Molecule: messenger RNA, 1575 nt
Organism: Miscanthus lutarioriparius
Lineage: Eukaryota; Viridiplantae; Streptophyta; Magnoliopsida; Poales; Poaceae
Source: the annotation of a GenBank genome assembly
AUGGUGGCCUCCAGCCGAGAGCAACGUGGUCUCCCCUCCACCUCCGCUGGCGCGUACACGCAGGAGCUGCUGGACACGGAAGACGCUGAUGCGCGGUGUGCUGUUGAUGCUGCUUCGCGUCCUCCAUGGUGUGCGGCUGUUUUCUGUGGGCACGAGGAGAGGGCAGGGCCUAGUGGCCUAUGGUCUAUUUUCCAAAAAAGAGAAACCUUUAAUGAGAAGGUAUCUGGUGGACCUGAUGUCAAAAUCAUAUCCUUGGAGUUGUGGGUGAUACUGAGAGAUGGGCUUGUGAUGUGGACCAGUACCUGGAGUGACUGGAUGUGCAAAGGGCUGAGGAAUUUAAACUUAAGGCGAAUGAUGCCUUCAAGGGGUUAUUAUAGACGUGGCGCAGCAUAUCUUGCCAUGGGAAAGUUCAAGGAAGCCCUGAAGGAUUUUCAGCAGGUUAAAAAAAUCUGUCCGAAUGAUCCAGACGCUACAAGAAAGUUGAAAGAGUGUGAGAAAGCUGUCCAAAAAAUACGUUUUGAAGAAGCAAUUUGUGUUGGAGAUGCUGAGAGGCGCUCCGUGGCAGACUCUAUCGACUACCAUAUCAUAGAAGUAGAGCCACAUUAUGCGGGACCAAGAAUUGAUGGGGAAGAAAUAACGAUAGAUUUUGUCAAAGCAAUGUUGGAUGAAUUUAAGAAGCAGAAAUGCAUACAUAAAAGAUAUGCUUAUCAGAUUGUGCUAAAAACCUUGGAUUUGCUGCGUUCGAUGCCUUCCCUUGUUGAUGUGGAUGUUCCAAACGGUGGGCAUUUUACAGUUUGCGGUGAUGUGCAUGGCCAGUACUUUGAUUUGCUCAACAUAUUUGACCUCAAUGGGCUUCCCUCAGAAGAAAAUCCUUACCUCUUCAAUGGUGAUUUUGUGGACAGAGGAUCUUUCUCUGUUGAAGUCAUACUCACCCUUUUUGCUUUCAAGUGCCUCUAUCCAAAAGCUAUGUACCUUGCAAGAGGAAAUCAUGAAAGCAAGAGCAUGAACAAAAUAUAUGGCUUUGAGGGGGAAGUGAGGUCAAAGCUGGGCGAAAAGUUUGUUGAACUUUUUGCUGAAGUCUUUUGUUGGUUACCUCUUGCGCAUGUCAUAAACAACAAGGUCUUUGUGGUUCAUGGAGGGCUAUUUAGUGUUGAUGGGGUGAAACUUUCAGACAUCAGGUCCAUUGAUCGUUUCUGUGAACCACCUGAAGAAGGUCUAAUGUGUGAACUACUAUGGAGUGACCCUCAGCCUCAGCUUGGAAGAGGUCCAAGCAAACGUGGUGUUGCUCUUUCCUUUGGUGCAGAUGUGACUAAGAAGUUUUUACAGGAAAAUAACCUGGAUCUUAUUGUCCGGUCCCAUGAAGUAAAGGAUGAAGGCUAUGAAAUUGAACAUGAUGGGAAGCUUAUAACAGUCUUCUCUGCGCCUAAUUACUGUGACCAGAUGGGCAACAAGGGUGCAUUUAUUCGCUUCACAGCUCCAGAAAUGAAACCAGAUAUUGUUACUUUCUCAGCUGUGCCACACCCUGAUGUGAGGCCGAUGGCGUAUGCAAAUAACUUCCUCAGGAUGUUUCAAUGA